AGGCUUUAGCUGAGAAAGAAGCCCAUUAUUUGGUCCAAGUACAGUAGUAAACACGGCCCAUAUGUAUAAAUCAAUCAGAUACCGCAACUAAUUUCUGGCAAUUAGGGUUUUUGUGGUUUCAAAUUUCAUGCGUUUCAGAGCGCAGAGGAUUCGCCAUUAGAGGUGAGCAUCCAUAUGGUUGCGUAUUUAUAUACGUACAUACAUACAGAGGUUUUUGUUUAGAUCGUAGUACUCAGUAUUUAAGCUCACAAACUCGAAUAGUAGCGGCAAAAGGGGAUUCCCGAAUUUGUAAUAUUGUUGGUGUAGUUGACGGUUUUGUAGUUGGAGUAUUUUCACAUUUCAUUGCAGUGGAAGUUCGCAUUCGACACUGUCGGCCCUAAUCUUAUUUUCUUCCCCAGUAGAUUAGAUUAAAUAAGAGGACCUGAAAGCCAGCCCUAGUGAAUGGAGGAGGACGAUUCGGCAACUCUUGGGAAACGUAAGGUACCCGAAAAUGAUACGGAAGUAGUAGUUCCGAAGCCGCAAGAAUCUGCAUCCAAACGCCGUAGUAGUAGUUCCUCCGCACGAACAUGUGUGCACGAAGUCGCCGUUCCAAGCGGCUACACUCCCACCUUAGACGAGACCAUUCACGGGACCUUGUCAAAUCCUGUUUAUAAUGGCAAGAUGGCUAAAACCUACCCCUUUAAUCUCGACCCUUUUCAGCAAGUUUCAGUGGCAUGUUUAGAGCGAAACGAGUCUGUUCUUGUUUCCGCCCAUACUUCAGCUGGGAAAACUGCUGUUGCUGAGUAUGCAAUUGCUAUGGGUUUUAGAGAGAAACAAAGGGUUAUAUAUACUUCCCCAUUGAAAGCUUUAAGCAACCAGAAGUACAGAGAGCUAAGCCAGGAGUUCUCUGAUGUUGGGUUGAUGACUGGCGAUGUCACUCUCUCGCCAAAUGCCAGUUGUUUGAUAAUGACCACUGAGAUCCUCAGGGGAAUGCUUUACAGAGGUUCCGAGGUUUUAAAGGAAGUUGCUUGGGUUAUAUUUGAUGAAAUUCACUACAUGAGGGAUCGAGAAAGAGGGGUUGUAUGGGAAGAGAGUAUAAUAUUCUUGCCCCCAGCUAUUAAAAUGGUAUUCCUUUCGGCAACAAUGUCCAAUGCUACCGAGUUUGCGGAAUGGAUAUGUAAUUUGCAUAAACAGCCUUGUCAUGUGGUGUACACCGAUUUCCGACCGACGCCUCUGCAGCACUACGCGUUCCCUAUGGGGGGAUCAGGAUUGUAUCUUGUUGUGGAUGAAAAUGAUCAGUUUAGGGAGGACAAUUUCAUGAAAGUGCAGGACUCUUUGGCGAAGCAGGGCGAUGGUAACAAGGGUGCUAAUUCCAAACCAAGUGGCAGAAUUGCGAGAGGCGGGACUGCCUCAGGUGGUUCUGACAUAUACAAAAUUGUCAAGAUGAUUAUGGAAAGGAAGUUUGAACCGGUCAUAAUUUUCAGCUUUAGCAGAAGAGAGUGCGAACACCAUGCAAUGUCGAUGAGCAAACUUGACUUUAAUACCCAAGAGGAGAAGGAUGUUGUGGAGCAGGUUUUCCAAAAUGCAAUACUUUGUUUGAAUGAGGAGGAUAGAAACCUACCUGCUAUCGAGUUGAUGUUGCCACUGCUUCAACGAGGCAUUGCUGUUCAUCAUUCUGGGCUUCUCCCAAUUAUCAAGGAACUGGUGGAACUUCUCUUUCAAGAAGGCCUUGUUAAAGCACUUUUUGCAACAGAGACAUUUGCUAUGGGUCUAAACAUGCCUGCAAAAACUGUUGUUUUUACCAGUUUUCAGAAAUGGGAUGGAGAUAGUCACCGUUACAUUGGAUCUGGUGAGUAUAUCCAGAUGAGUGGAAGAGCAGGUCGUCGCGGUAAAGAUGAGCGUGGUAUUUGUAUUAUAAUGAUUGAUGCUAAGAUGGAGAUGGAUUCACUGAAGGAGAUGGUUUUGGGUAGACCGGCUCCAUUGGUCAGUACCUUUAGAUUGAGCUAUUACACCAUUUUGAAUUUGAUGAGCCGUGCUGAAGGUCAAUUUACUGCUGAGCAUGUUAUCAGGAAUUCAUUUCACCAAUUUCAGUAUGAGAAGGCUUUACCAGAUAUGGGGAAUAAGAUUUCGAAGCUCGAAGAUGAAGCUGCGAGGUUGGAUGCCUCUGGAGAGGCUGUGGUUGCUGAAUAUCAUAAGCUGAAGCUUGAUAUAGUCGAGCUUGAGAAGAAGAUGAUGGCUGAGAUAACAAGGCCUGAAAGAGUUCUUUAUUUUCUUCUUCCUGGUAGGCUGGUCAAGGUACGGGAAGGAGGAACAGAUUGGGGUUGGGGGGUCGUAGUUAAUGUGGUUAAAAAGCCCCCAGCGGUAUUAGGCAGUUUGCCUCCAGCACUUUCUUCCACACGUGGUAUCAGCUACAUCGUGGAUACUUUACUUCAUUGCUCUCUUGGUUCAAGUGAAAAUGGUUCUCGACCUAAACCAUCUCCACCUCUUCCCGGCGAAAAAGGUGAAAUGCAUGUGGUUCCUGUACAGUUGCCCUUGAUUUCUGCUCUUAGCAAACUCAGAAUCUCGGUUCCUUCUGAUCUCCGACCAAUAGAAGCAAGGAAAAAUAUCCUUCUUGCUGUUCAGGAGCUUGAAAAACGGUUCGCUCAAGGCCUUCCAAAGCUUAAUCCUGUUAAGGACAUGGGUAUUGAAGAGCCAGAAUUUGUUGAGUUGGUCAAUCAAAUUGAGGAGCUUGACCAAAAAUUGUUUUCACAUCCGUUUCACAAGGCUCAAGAUGACCAUCAGAUCAAAUGUUUCCAGAGGAAAGCGGAAGUCAAUCAUGAAAUUCAAAAGCUAAAAGCCAAAAUGCGUGAUUCCCAGCUUCAAAAAUUUCGUGAUGAACUUAAGAACCGUUCUCGUGUUCUGAAGAAACUUGGCCAUAUUGAUGCUGAUAGUGUUGUCCAGUUGAAGGGACGGGCAGCCUGCUUGAUAGACACAGGAGAUGAACUCCUUGUCACGGAGUUGAUGUUCAAUGGUACCUUCAACGAUCUUGAUCAUCAUCAAAUUGCAGCUCUUGCUAGUUGCUUCAUUCCAGUAGACAAAUCAAGUGAGCAAAUACAGUUACGGGCAGAACUUGCUAAGCCAUUGCAACAACUGCAAAACAGUGCGAGAAGAAUAGCAGAGAUACAACAUGAAUGCAAAUUGGAAGUAAAUGUAGAUGAGUAUGUGGAGGCAGCCGUUAGACCAUACUUGAUGGAUGUCAUAUACUGCUGGUCAAAGGGAGUAUCUUUUGCGGAGGUUAUACAAAUGACGGAUAUAUUUGAGGGCAGUAUUAUACGGCUCGCUAGAAGGCUUGAUGAAUUUCUGAACCAGUUGCAUGGUGCUGCUAAUGCUGUGGGGGAAGCUGAUUUGGAGAAGAAGUUUUUGGCAGCCAGUGAAAGCCUUCGCCGAGGUAUUAUGUUUGCCAAUUCCUUGUAUCUGUGAAGUGUUGUGAUCCUCUGCAGGAUCGUUGCACUAACAUCUCAAAGCUGUCACAUUCCUGCUGCUGAAGUUCAAGUCAUUGUAGUUAAGAAUGCGCGGUUUUGGCGGCUUCUUACACAAUUGUUCUUAUUAGAGCAUCUCCAUUGGACUUAUUAAAUCAUUUUUAAGGUAGUAGUCCAAUUUGGCUGUUGCAAUUUUAUCCUAGUCAACUUGUUGAUCAAUAGUGUUUGUAAACUUGGAAAAAAUUAUCAUGAUCUCAAGAAAGAGAAAGAAUCAUAAAGGUUCCAUGUAAGUGAUAAAAAAACUCACCACCUCUGUUUUUAUCUUC
Molecule: messenger RNA, 3763 nt
Organism: Rhododendron vialii
Lineage: Eukaryota; Viridiplantae; Streptophyta; Magnoliopsida; Ericales; Ericaceae
Product: DExH-box ATP-dependent RNA helicase DExH10
Exons: 16
Coding region: 442-3438 (998 amino acids)
Biological process (GO): maturation of 5.8S rRNA; RNA catabolic process
Cellular component (GO): nucleus
Molecular function (GO): RNA binding; ATP binding; RNA helicase activity
Source: RefSeq, a predicted model, not a curated record